Molecule: messenger RNA, 364 nt
Organism: Nannochloropsis gaditana CCMP526
Product: udp-galactose transporter
Exons: 1
Biological process (GO): pyrimidine nucleotide-sugar transmembrane transport
Cellular component (GO): Golgi membrane
Molecular function (GO): pyrimidine nucleotide-sugar transmembrane transporter activity
Source: RefSeq, a predicted model, not a curated record
AGGAUAUCGGUUCCUGCCGUAUUCUACUGGGCGUCCAACACGUUAUUGUACGUGGCCAUUUCCAAUCUCUCCGUCCCGAUAUUCCAACUUAUGGCUCAAACCAAGCUUGUAGUCACGGCAGUCGUGAGCGUCCUGGUUUUGGGGCGUCAUUACUCGUAUCGGCAAUGGGCGUGUCUGGUCAUCAUUUCCAUUAGCGUAGCCCUCGUCACACUCGAGGAAAAGAAAGCCAUCGAUACUCCAACAACAAGUAAUGCCCACAUAUUCUUCGCGGAAAGCAACGAGCCAUUAAUCAUCGGUCUCGUUGCCGUGACUCUUUCCUGCCUGAUGAGUGCUUUCGCGGGAGUCUAUUUCGAAAAAAUUCUCA